AUGAGUGAUAAUAUAAUCCGUGAAAUCAAACUGUUCAAGACUCAACUUGAUCAGCAUCUUAGUAAGAGGUUCAUUGAUCCCACUUUGUUACUUGGAUUAUCAACUGUGGUCGAAGGUAAGUUCGAAAACUGGAUAAUAGCUGAUUUCAAUGAAUAUUACACAUCUGUAGAAGUCAAUAAACCAUCGGAUUUCAAUACUAUCAAGUAUUUCGAAACUUUAUGGUCAAAUUUCCAUUAUCCUAUCAUCAAAUACUUUCAAAAAGUCCACCAAGCCAUUUAUAACGAUAUUUUAAAAGAAUUUAAUGAUCUGAAAGACAAUUUUAAGUUACAUCCGGUUGAGAUGAGAAAGAUAAAUGAUCCUUUUAUUAGGUUUAUCAACAAAACUUCAAGUUUUUAUAAGAAUUUACUUGAGUAUUUUUCAACCCAUUUUAAGAAUCCUUUGAUUCCCAAUAAGUUUUUAGCAUACUUUGACUUUAAAAUCCUGAAAAAUUCAAUCCCUACGUCAAACAGUAACCUCCAAGCAAAUAUCUUAUAUCUUAUCUAUAAGAAUUUACUUUGUUUGGGAGAUUGUUCAAGACAUAGAUCAUUUAUUGAAACCUCAUAUGUUCUACCUUCUUUAAACAAGAAAAACUUUCAUAAAUUCAGAUUAUUAAACAAUGAAAAGAAAUACACUACCUUCAAGUCAUAUUAUGAGUUGUCUUUCACAUACUACAAAUUUUGCAUAUUAUUACUACCAUCAUUGAACGAGCCUUAUAAUCAUAUUGGUAUGAUAAACAACUUAAUAGAGAAUAAGUUUGACUCGGUUUACUGGUUUUUGAGAUCGUGUUUUACUCGAUUACCUUCCAAUAAGUUGGGGAUUUCCAACUUGAAUAACUUAUUGAAUAAAAAUUGGUUCAAGACCAAUUUAUAUGAGAUCUUGGUACUGAAUAACAUCAAUGAUUUUACAAAAAACUUCCAUAAUCAACUUUUCAAGAAGUCCAACGACUUAAAUGUCAUGUUAACUUGUUUGAUAGGUUUCCAUUAUUCUUCAAACUAUAACUUGAAUAAUCAUUUCAUCAUGAAGAAACUUAAUUAUAAUAAAGUUGAAUUCAUAUUCUUGAAUUUGAACUUCAAUGAUGAUUUGUUCCUUCUGUUGAUGAAUCUUGAUGAAGGUGGGAACUUUUAUUUGAAACAAUUGAUUGUACUCAUCAGUUUCAAUAAAAUGAUCACCAAAGCCAAAUUCCAAAGACUUUUGAAAAAGUACUUUGAAUACUUUUUUCAAGCCAUUAUCAAGGUGUUGAAGAAGGAAAUCACUCCUAGUGAUUUAAAUAACAUUCUUGUUUGUUUGAGAUUAAGUUUGAAUUGGUUUAAGGAAGAUAAUUAUCAAUUAGAUCAAAAAUUGAUUGAAAGUCUCGUGGAGAUUUUGAACCUAUUAUUGAAGAGUUUGAAGGAAGAUGUUGACAAAGAUGUAUCAAAUGUAUCUGAAGAUCAAAUUCCGAAUAAUUCCAAGUAUUUACAAAUGAUUGAAACCCUUAAAGGUAUCAGUAGACCUGUCAGAAGUUAUUACUUCGCAGAUGAUGUAAUUUUGAAGGACUUUCUGAUCAUAAAAUAUCAAUUCAAAGACUUUAAGGAUAAUCAUUUGUUUGAAAGUAAUGACAUUAAUUUAUUGAACAACGAUUACUCUUCAUUGAUAGUCAACAAAUUCCCCAUCUUCUUGGACAACGAAUCUUUUCUCAAGAUGACGGAUUUCAACCAGGAAUUUAUUAAUGAGGAGAUCUUAAACAACGAAAACCAUUUGAGAUUACAAGCAUUGCUUAUAUUAGGUAAGAAACUUCUUUUGGAUUCUCCUUGUAAAAUAGAAUUCUCUAGUGAAUUUAAAGUCACACAACCAAUCAAGAGGAAGAGAAUCAAGAACAGAAGAAAGAUCAAGAAGAAACCACAAGAGAAGGUUGAAGACGUUAACACUCAAAUUUUAUCUAAUGAGGAAGAAAGCGAAGAUUCUGAUUCUGAUCUUGAUGACUUUGAAGAUGAAGACAUCGAUGAGAUUCAGAACUUCAUCCUCCACCAUUCAAAUAAGUUGAAGGAUGAGAUCAAGCAAACCAUUGCUUCAGAAGCAUCAUCGCCAAUUAUUCAACCAAGAGUUGUAAUGGGAGAUUCAUUCGGGGAUGAAGGUGUUGGGUUUGCUAAGGAAGUAAGCAGUGAGUUUAAAAAGGAGGGAUCUCUGUUUGCAAAAGAAGAUUCAGUUGUGUCACAGAUGUCCAACCCAUCCAUUAAUUUGAUGUCUGGUCAACCAUUUCAUCCCCAAGCACAGUUGCCUACACAAUCAUCAAUACAAAUGCAAAUUCCAGGACAAAUUCCAGGACAGAUUCAAGGACAAAUGCCAGGACAAAUGCCUACCCAAAUCCCUGGUCAACUCCCUGGUCAAAUGCCUACUCAAAUCCCUGCUCAAAUCCCUGCUCAACUUCCUUCCCAAAUACCUCAUUUACAACCUAAUCAAUUCCAUCCAUACCCCCAAUACCAACCCCCAAUGUAUCCAUAUUUAGCGGGCUCAACUCCGUAUUAUCAAUCACCUAUUCCGAGUCAACCUUAUGCAUAUCCGCCAUUCCCUGGCCAACCUAGCCCACAACCAAAUACUAUGCCCAAUCCACCACCAUCUUCAACUCAACCAGGGCAUAACUCUUACCCCCAAUUCUAUAGUCAAUAA
This is a messenger RNA of Yamadazyma jaroonii, 2682 nucleotides long. NCBI's taxonomy places the organism in Eukaryota, Fungi, Ascomycota, Pichiomycetes, Serinales, Debaryomycetaceae. The record is from the annotation of a GenBank genome assembly.